GUUUGUGUUCUCCCGGCAGAUUCGGAGCACAGCACCAGCUCGGACACCGAGGUCCUGGCGGAGAGGACGUCCUGCUCCUAUGAAUCCUGCCCGGAUCUGGCUCCUCCUCGGGUCCCCGAUCCCCAGACUCUGUCGGUGUCCUCUAUGGAUGAGAUCCAGGUGGAGCUGCAAUGCGCUGACCUCUGGAAGAGAUUCCACGACAUCGGCACCGAGAUGAUCAUCACCAAAGCGGGCAGGAGAAUGUUCCCAGCCAUGCGGGUGAAGAUCUCCGGAUUGGACCCCCACCAGCAGUAUUACAUUGCGAUGGACAUCGUACCUGUGGACAACAAAAGAUACAGGUACGUCUAUCACAGCUCCAAGUGGAUGGUGGCUGGGAAUGCUGACUCGCCCGUCCCUCCCCGCGUUACAUCCACCCGGACUCCCUGGCCUCUGGGGACACCUGGAUGAGGCAGGUGGUCAGCUUUGAUAAGCUCAAACUCACCAACAACGAGCUGGACGAUCAGGGACAUAUAAUCCCUGCACUCCAUGCACAAGUAUCAGCCCCGUGUCCACGUCAUCCGCAAAGAUUUCAGCAGCGAGCUGUCACCCACCAAGCCCGUUCCCACCGGAGAAGGAGUGAAGACCUUCAGCUUUCCCGAAACUGUGUUCACGACAGUGACGGCCUACCAGAACCAACAGAUCACGAGGCUGAAGAUUGACAGGAACCCCUUCGCCAAAGGAUUCCGGGACUCGGGAAGGAACCGCACGGGCCUGGAGGCCAUCAUGGAGACGUACGCGUUCUGGAGGCCACCCGUUCGAACUCUUACCUUUGAAGAUUUUACGACCAUGCAGAAGCAGCAAGGUGGCAGCACCGGGACGUCUCCUACCACAUCGAGUACCGGCACUCCAUCCCCGUCUGCAUCGUCUCACCUGCUCUCCCCGUCUUGUUCUCCUCCGACUUUCCAUCUGACGCCCAACUCUUUCAACGUCGGCUGCCGGGAGAACCAGCUGUGCAACCUCAACCUGUCCGAAUACCCGGCCUGCGCUCGGAGCAACAUGGCCGCCCUCCAGAGCUACCCGGGCUUGAGCGAGAGCGGAUACAACAGGCUCCAAGGUGGCAACUCCACCGGCAGUCAACCGACGGAGACCUUUAUGCCCCAGCGGACUUCAUCUCUCAUCUCCGGCAUGCCCACCCCGUCAUCUUUGCCAAGCAACAGCAAGAUGGAGGCCUACAGCGGGCAGCUGGGCGCCUAUCCCACCUCUCAGUUUCAGUACAUGAUGCAGGCGGGAAACCCUUCGUCCAGCUCCUCGUCUUCACACAUGUUCGGAGGUGGCCACAUGCAGCAAGGCUCCUACAAUGCCUUCUCCAUCCACAAUCCUUACAACCUUUACGGAUACAACUUCCCGGCCUCUCCCCGGCUAGCCACGAGCCCCGAGAAACUGACUGCUCCUCAAGGCACUUUACUCUGCUCCUCACCGUCCAACGUGGCCUUUGGAGACCGGCAGUACCUGUCCUCCGGCAUGGAUGCCAUGCACAUGAUUGCCAGUCCUUCGGGCAACCAGCAGGCCACAAACGCCUGCGACAGCAGACAGUACGGAGGUGUUCCCGGGUCUUCUUCACAAAUGUCGGUACACAUGGUUUGA
Staurois parvus is the source of this 1623-nucleotide messenger RNA. NCBI's taxonomy places the organism in Eukaryota, Metazoa, Chordata, Amphibia, Anura, Ranidae. The record is from the annotation of a GenBank genome assembly.